This is a messenger RNA of Dictyostelium discoideum AX4, 1581 nucleotides long. Its product is annotated as Kelch repeat-containing protein. The transcript has 3 exons. Lineage: Eukaryota; Evosea; Eumycetozoa; Dictyosteliales; Dictyosteliaceae. The coding region runs from base 1 to 1581 and encodes 526 amino acids. The record is from RefSeq and is a predicted model, not a curated record.
AUGAUUAAAAAAAUUAAAUUAUCAAGUUUCACAAAAAUUAUUAAAUCCAUUGGAAAGAAAAAAAGCAUGGAUUCAAUUUAUGGGAAAAAUUGGGAAGGAUUAAAUAUUUUCUCAUAUGAGGUAUUGGUCCAUAUUUUCUCAUUUUUAGAUUUGACCGAUAUUAAGAAUUUAAAAUUAGUAUCAAAAGAUUUUUCAAAUAUAGCAUCUGAGUGUUGUUUAUGGAGAAUGUUUUUAAUUAAAUUACAUACUGAUGGAAAGAUUUCACCAAGAGUUUGUCAUUCAGCUGUUGUUUAUAAAAAUUUAAUGUAUGUUUAUGGUGGACAUUUACCAGAUAGUCAUACUUUUAUUAAAGAUGUUAAAAGUGAUUUAAAUGCUUAUGAUUUUGAAACUAGAAAAUGGAAUACAUUAACAACAACAGGAAUAAAUAUGCCAGAGAAAACUGAACAUUCAGCAGUGGUUUAUAAGAAUUCAAUGUAUACAUUUGGAGGUUAUUCAGGUACAUCAUCAAAUUAUAUGGAUAUUUCAGUUUAUAAAUUAAAUUUAGAUACAAUGGAAGGUGAAAUAUUAAAUGGUACUGGUCAAAAACCAAUGGGUAGAUCAGCUCAUUCUGCAGUGAUUUGGAAAGAAUAUAUGUAUAUUUUUGGUGGUUGGGAUGGUACAGAAUCAAAUAAUACUUUCUAUCGUUUAAAUUUAGAUACAUUGGUGUGGUCAUUAGUUCCAGCAAAAGGUACACCACCACCUUGUAUUAGGUCCCACUCUGCAGUUGCUCAUAACGAUUUCUUAUAUAUUAUUGGUGGUUAUGGUCCAAACGGUCAUACUGAACGUCCAUAUAGUUAUGAUUUGGCUAAUAAUCAAUGGGUGCCAAUGUUAAUGAAUAAUAAUAAUAAUAUUAAUAAUAGUAAAGGUGGUAGUAAUAAUAAAGGAAAGAAUAGCCAUGAUGAUGGUCGUGGACCAUGUUCACGUUCACGUCUACGUACAGUUGUUUAUGGUAAUAGUUUAUGGUGCUUAGGUGGUUGGAAUAGAUCAUGCUAUUAUAAUGAUCUUUGGAAAUUUAAUUUGGAUACUCGCCAAUGGAGUAAAAUUAAUUCAUCAUUUGAAUUAAAAGGUAUUGGUCAAUAUUCAGUUGUUGCAUAUAGAAACCAACUCUACUUCUAUGGUGGAUAUAAUCCAACCACUAGUUCACCACAACCAAACGUUUAUACUUAUAUUGUUGAAAAAGAUCUCGAAAGAGAUUCAAUCAAAAACAAAAAGAAUACUUUAGAACCAAUGGAAAUUUUUAUUGAUAAAAAUAAUAAUAAUAAUAAUAAAAAUAAUAAUAAUAAUAAUAAUAAUAAUAAUAAUAAUAAUAAAAAUAAUAAUAAUAAUAAUAAAUUCAUUUCUUCAAUUAAUAUUUCUUCAACCGAUGAUAAUAAUGAUAAAAAUAAUAAUAACAAUAAUAAUAAUAAUAGUGAUAACGAAUCACAAUCAAUCGAUAAUAAUACCAAUAAUAACAAUAAUAAUAAUAAUGAUGAUGAUGACGACAAACAAAAUUCUAAUAUUUACAAUCAAAACCUUUCAAAUGUUGGAAUACCAACAAAUUGA